AUGGAAAUACCGGAAGAUGAUAGCGACUUAUUGGGAAAGACUGCCAUUGAAAUUGAAUCUGACCUGAAAAACCGUGAUGUGAUUAUGCAACAUGGCCUUGUUGAGGAACUCACUGGACCAAGGUUAUUCGGUGUUUCCAAACCAGUCGAGGAAAUUAUAUCCAGCUCAACACCCUGGACAAGAAUUCGGCAGUUAUUCAAUUCGGAUCCCACGUUGAGCGACACGGACCUAAGCAAAACUGGUUCCAGAGCCAUCCGACUGCCCCUGGCCAUUGGCUGUAUCGUGGGAGUUGGUGUAGGAUUCGCCCGCUUGCUAACCGCUUACGACGAAUUUGUUCGGGCAAAUCGGCUCACUGCAUGGAGAACACGUGAGAUAGCAAAGCGUCGGGCCGCGGACUAUUCAUCUCUCAAAGCCAUAACUUUCGGACUGUCCACCGGGUUGAAAGCCACCUUCUUAGCCGCCGGUUGCUAUUCCUUCCCCCUACUACUGACAGCCUGGCAAGGAAAGACGAGUUGGUGGGAAAAUGCUGCUGGAUGGGGAUCGGCUUGCGCGAUUUACUGCAUGGGUCGUGGCCGAAGACAAAUGCUUGUGGCCGGCUUGAUCGCUGCAGUUCCAGGAUUAAUCUACGGGUCAGUGAACUGCGUCGCGGCGAGACAGCUGGGACUGACAUUCGAAGAUAUGUACCGUGAGCACGUAACUGUGAUGACUCGAAACCAGUUUGUUGAACCCUAG
Opisthorchis viverrini is the source of this 732-nucleotide messenger RNA. RefSeq lists its product as hypothetical. NCBI's taxonomy places the organism in Eukaryota, Metazoa, Platyhelminthes, Trematoda, Opisthorchiida, Opisthorchiidae. The transcript has 5 exons. Gene Ontology annotation, cellular component: mitochondrion. The coding region runs from base 1 to 732 and encodes 243 amino acids. The record is from RefSeq and is a predicted model, not a curated record.